Messenger RNA from Neopsephotus bourkii (Bourke's parrot), 4071 nucleotides. It is a transcript of the gene INTS6, whose product is annotated as integrator complex subunit 6. The transcript is spliced from 18 exons. NCBI's taxonomy places the organism in Eukaryota, Metazoa, Chordata, Aves, Psittaciformes, Psittacidae. Gene Ontology annotation, biological process: snRNA 3'-end processing. The coding region runs from base 437 to 3100 and encodes 887 amino acids. The record is from RefSeq and is a predicted model, not a curated record. Gene Ontology annotation, cellular component: integrator complex.
CGGCGAGCGAGGAAGCGCCUCAGUCAGAGACAGAAAGUGCCGGGGUGGUGGGGCUGCGGCUGCUCCGCCCGAAACUUCUGAGUAACAUCAACAGGGGGAGGGGAGGGCGGGCGGCGGUGGAGGAAGGUGGUGUGGGGGGAAGGCUAGCAGCAGCGCAGCCCUAUCCGCCUCUCCCUUCAUAAACCAGCCUGUGUCGGGCUGAGCAGGCCCCUCACACAAAGGAGGGCAGGGCAGGCAGGGCUGCCCCCCCUUCCCCCCCGCCUCGGCAGAGGGGCAGCGGGGACGCGCCCUUCCCUGUGCACAGCACUCACAGCCACUUACUCCUCUCCUGUCCCCCGUCUUCUCUUUCCCUCUCCUUCCCACCCCCCCCGCGGUUCUCCCCUCAGCCCCCCGCCCGCUGUCCAUGUAGCCGCCCGGCCGCCGGCCCCUCCGCACUAUGCCCAUCUUACUCUUCCUGAUAGACACGUCCGCCUCCAUGAACCAGCGCACCCAUCUGGGCACCACCUAUCUGGACAUAGCCAAAGGCGCUGUAGAGACUUUCAUGAAGCUCCGAGCCCGGGACCCGGCCAGCCGGGGAGACAGGUACAUGCUGGUCACUUUCGAGGAGCCUCCCUACGCUAUCAAGGCUGGCUGGAAGGAAAACCAUGCAACGUUUAUGAAUGAACUGAAAAACCUUCAAGCUGAAGGACUCACAACUCUUGGCCAGUCCCUAAGGACAGCUUUUGAUUUAUUAAACUUAAAUAGAUUAGUAACUGGCAUAGACAACUAUGGGCAGGGACGAAACCCCUUUUUUCUGGAGCCAGCAAUAAUUAUAACAGUUACUGAUGGAAGUAAAUUAACUACUACUAGCGGGAUACAGGAAGAGCUCCAUUUACCCCUCAAUUCCCCUCUACCUGGAAGUGAGUUGACUAAGGAACCCUUUCGAUGGGAUCAGAGGUUAUUUGCUUUGGUUCUCCGUUUGCCUGGUAUUACAGCACCAGAAUCAGAGCAGAUGACAGGGGUACCGGUGGAUGACUCUGCAAUCACACCUAUGUGUGAAGUCACAGGAGGUCGAUCAUACUGUGUGUGCUCCCCAAGAAUGCUGAAUCAGUGUCUUGAGUCAUUGGUGCAAAAAGUGCAAAGUGGAGUGGUAAUAAAUUUUGAAAAAGCUGGACCAGAUCCCUCACCAAUUGAUGAUGGGCAGGUGGAUAUAUCUAGACCCUUUGGACCCCAACCUUGGCACAGCUGUCACAAACUUAUUUAUGUCAGACCCAACCCUAAAACUGGGGUUCCUAUAGGUCAUUGGCCUGUUCCUGAAUCCUUUUGGCCAGAUCAAAAUUCUCCAACGCUGCCACCUCGCACAUCUCAUCCUGUGGUGAAAUUUUCCUGUACUGACUGUGAGCCGAUGGUAAUUGACAAACUGCCUUUUGAUAAAUACGAGUUAGAACCUUCACCACUGACCCAGUUUAUCUUGGAAAGAAAAUCCCCUCAGACCUGCUGGCAGGUAUAUGUGAGCAAUAGUGCAAAAUACAGUGAACUUGGUCAUCCUUUUGGGUACUUGAAAGCUAGUACAGCGCUGAACUGUGUGAAUUUAUUUGUGAUGCCUUACAAUUAUCCAGUCCUCCUUCCACUGCUAGAUGACUUGUUUAAAGUACACAAGGCAAAGCCUACAUUGAAAUGGCGACAGUCAUUUGAAAGCUAUUUGAAGACAAUGCCUCCAUAUUAUCUUGGGCCUUUGAAGAAAGCUGUGAGAAUGAUGGGAGCACCAAACCUUAUAGCUGACAAUGUGGAAUACGGACUUAGUUACAGUGUCAUUUCCUAUCUCAAAAAGUUGAGUCAGCAGGCCAAAAUAGAGUCCGAUAGAGUCAUUGGCUCUGUAGGCAAAAAGGUAGCGCAAGAGACUGGAAUUAAGGUCAGAAGCAGAUCACACAACCUGUCUAUGGCACAUAGGAACGAUUUUCAACAUCUGCUACAGGGGAUUACUGGGGAAAUUCCUCAUAGACCUCUAGACCUCAAUAUGAAGGAGUAUGCUGGGUUCCAAAUAGCUUUGCUGAAUAAGGAUGUGAAACCUCAGACUUUUAGAAAUGCUUAUGACAUACCCAGAAGAAAUCUUUUGGAUCAGUUAACACGAAUGAGAUCUAAUUUACUGAAGAGUACUCGCAAGUUCCUCAAAGGACAAGAUGAAGACCAAGUUCACAGUGUACCUAUAGCACAAAUGGGAAACUACCAGGAAUAUCUAAAACAAGUACCUUCUCCACUCCGAGAACUUGAUCCUGAUCAACCACGAAGGCUUCAUACAUUUGGCAAUCCAUUCAAAUUGGACAAAAAGGGAAUGAUGAUAGAUGAAGCAGAUGAGUUUGUAUCAGGGCCUCAAAAUAAACAUAAAAGACCUGGAGAACCAAAUAUGCAAGGGAUUCCGAAACGACGACGCUGUAUGUCACCCCUGCUCAGAAGUCGACCACAAACUCCUCCAGUUGUGAAUAAUCACAUUGGAGGAAAAGGGCCACCAACACCAAUCACACAAGCACAGCCUGACCUUGUUAAACCUAUUCCUGUUCACAAAACAUCAGAAACAAAUAAUGAGGUUACAAUAGAUGAUGUGGUUGAGAAUCAUGUUACAGAUACACUUUCAUCAGAUGUUUUCCCAAAUACUAUGGAUUCAGAGUUUUCAACGUCCUCUUCUUUGUUCAAUUCAUUGGAUCGACCAGCAGCUCAUACAGAGGAUGUAGGCCAUGAACAUUUAGGGAAUAACAUGAAUGUUGAUGGGUUUCUGGAGAAUCAUGAGGAAUCGGGUAGUAAAGAACAAAGUACUGAAGAGAACUUGCCAAUGUCUUCACCCAGCAAAGGGAAAAAGCCAGUGCAUUGCAGAAGUUCCAGAGAGAUUAAUAUAGAGCUAAGAGCACAAAUCAUGAAAGAAAUCCGAAAACCAGGAAGGAAAUAUGAAAGAAUCUUCUUUUUACUAAAGCAUGUACAAGGAAGCUUACAAACCCGACUGAUAUUUUUACAAAAUGUUAUUAAAGAAGCUUCAAGGAAAUCUGCUCUCUACCCUGUAAUGGCCAUUCCUUCACCAGUACCAUCUUCACUUAACUUUGUUAAAUGCACCAUGAAGGCAUGUAAAUAAUCCCUAAAAAUUCUUGCCAGCUUUAAGUUUAUAGUUCUUUUGGCAUAUGUUUUAUUUCUGUACUUCAGAACUUCUAGAAACAGCAAACACUUGACUCUCUUUUUCCUGGCUUUCUGAGGGCUGAGUGAUGUUCAGAAAUAUGAUAGAAUAGACUGUAGUAAGCAUAGUUUUGUAUUAAAUGGAAAAGCAAGUUAGGAGCUUACCAGAACUUCAAGAGAGAACAUAUAUACUUACAAUGAGAUAUAUAUCACCUCAGCAUGCACAGGACCUAAAAUUACAACUGAAGUUUCCAGGGUUCACUAGAAGCUUUGUGAAUGAUGUUUCAUUUGUUACUGUGUGCUGCAUCUAUUAUUACGCUUUCUUUUAAAUACAGGUUUAAAAAACGAAUGCUGAUAGAACAGCUUGAGAGUUUUCUGGAAGAAAUCCAUCGCAGAUCCAAUCAGGUCAACCAUAUCAACAGCACCUAAGAAAAACUGCACAUGAGAGAAAGCCACAGCAGGGCUCUGCUGUCCUUACUUGCAUUCAUUUUUGACAUGCGCUUUUAUCUCAAGGUCUUGUAUCUGAAAGAAUGAGAAGCUGCUCUAUAAAAUAAGAAAAGUAUCCAUCAUCUUUUUUUCUUCACUUCUGUUAUUUUUGUAAUGUGAAAAAUACUACAAAAACAUUCUUAUUUAACUAAAUGGAGGACUUCUUGCUUGUCAUGGACUUAAGUGUCACUUUCCCUCAGGUUCUAUUUUUCUUAAUCCAACCUUCAAAACUAUCACCUCUUAAGGUCGAACUUUGCCAAAAAGUUGCUUUGUAAUUUUCAAAAAAAAAAAAGAAAAAAAAAGCACAUACAUUAAACAAGGUAAUGUUUUGUAUAUACAGUUAUUUUGGAUAUAUUAUUGUAAGUUGUAUAAAUGUAUUUUGAGAAAUAUUUAAGAAAAGCACUUUUGUUAUGCCAUCAAUAAAAUCUCUAUUUUAAUCUUUGUGUA